AAGGAGGCGUCUGGCGAGAGAAUCAAAGAGAAAAAAAAGUAAAAUUUAUCGGAUAUAAAGGAGAUUUGCGGCAGAGGGAGGCUGGUCGGUCCGUCGCGUGCGAAGGUUGCGAGCGGCCGAUCGGACGGAAAGCCGUCCCGGCAUUUGUUCGUCCGAAAGACGUGGACCGAACCCGUCCAGGUUAUACCAAUCGAUCGCUCUGCGUACGAGAUCUAACAUUUCGGAAUUUUCCGCCGUCGUCUCCUCCGAUGACAACGACAAACGGCUCCCCUUCUUCCUCCUCUUCUUCCGCCACUAUCUCUUCUUCCUCUGAAGCCAACAAUCGUAACCCUAACCCCAACCCUAACCCUAGUUCCAGCUCCAGCAACACGAUGCACUCCUGGUGGGAAUCCGUCUCCAAGGCCCAGUCCCGCAUCCAUGCCCUCUCCUCUCUCCUCGCUUCACCUUCUCUUAUCUCCCUCGCCGAAUCCGACCGUCCAGCUCGCUCCCUUCUUAAUUCCAGUGACGCCUAUCUCGCCGUCUCCGCUGCGCUUUCCCACACCUCCGCCGGAUCUGGUGACGAUCCACUCUGCCAGUGGCUCUACGAGACGUACCAGUCCUCAGAUCCCGACCUCCGCCUCGUUGUUCUCGCUUUUGUACCCCUCCUUGCCGGCCUAUACCUCUCCCGCGUGGUCACCUUUUCUGUCUCUUCGGCAUCUGGUUCUGCGCCUUCUCUUGCCGGUUUUGAAGCAGUACUUCUCGCGCUCUAUGGCUCCGAGGUCAAAGUCCGCUCGGGCAAACCCCUCCUCAUAUCUAUUCCGGAUCUAUCACAGCCCUCCCUUUACCACACUCCGUCGAAAGGCUCUGUUUCAGCGCAUAAACCGACCAUUGGAGUUCUAUCUCCGCCGUUAGAGCCUCAGAUAGCCGUGAAAUCCACGAAGCGUGCAUCUAUUGUUGGAAUUGCUCUUGAUUGCUACUACAGAAAGAUAUCUCUCAUGCCUUCGUGUUCUAAGAUUGAUUUCUGCGAGUUUGUUUCGUCAUGGGCUGGCCAAGAUUGUCCGUGUCGCCAUGAAUUUGAUGAUGACAUUAAUUCAUCUUCCUCUCCAGAGAUGAGGAGCUUUGGUGAAGAAGGUGGAGAUAUCGAGAAUGCAGCUGAGGGAAUGGGUGGGUUGGCCAUUCAGGAUCGGUUGAAUGGGGAAUGCAAGUGGGAGGGGGUUGGAAGGAAUUCACGAAGAGGCUCAAGAGUUCCGCUUCCUUGGGAGCUCUUGCAGCCAGUUAUGAGAAUUUUGGGGCACUGUCUUCUGGCUCCAUUGAUUUCAGAGGAGGUGAAGGAUGCAGCUUCGGCUGCUGUCCGCUGUGUCUAUGCACGGGCCUCACAUGAUAUAACACCCCAAGUGAUUCUGGCUGCUCGCAGUUUGAUCCAGCUGGAUAAGAGUACAAGGAAGACUGCGAAAGAUGCACUGAUGUUUGCUGCACCUGGGCCUGCGUCAAACCCAAGCACUCCUAGCAAACCUAGGAGACCUGAGGUACUUUUGGCAUCAAAAUGAUUCAACAAAUUAUGUCAUAUUAGUUUUCUGGUGUCGCGUAUCUGUUUUUGUAGGAGGUUACGAGGAUGAUUCUCUUAUUAUAGUGCUAAUAUGUAAUGAUUUCGUUACCCUCUACUUGUUGAUGGAUAGAUUUGUGGAUCAUGGCUUAGCCUGCGAGUUUUUACUUCUUAAAAAUUUAAAUGAACUUCCGUUAAUGUGAAUUAUCGAUGAGGCUUAUAGAAUUUCUCAAUUUCUCGUGUAAUUGUGAAUUUUUGAAGCAUCUUUUAUAGUGUGCAAUGUAUACAGCCUUGUUCAACUAAUUUGGUUGGACUUCUGAAUCCUAA
Dendrobium catenatum is the source of this 1849-nucleotide messenger RNA. RefSeq lists its product as uncharacterized. The coding region runs from base 249 to 1526 and encodes 425 amino acids. The record is from RefSeq and is a predicted model, not a curated record. NCBI's taxonomy places the organism in Eukaryota, Viridiplantae, Streptophyta, Magnoliopsida, Asparagales, Orchidaceae. Gene Ontology annotation, biological process: phosphatidylinositol phosphate biosynthetic process; protein localization to plasma membrane. The transcript has a single exon. Gene Ontology annotation, cellular component: plasma membrane.